Messenger RNA from Etheostoma spectabile (orangethroat darter), 4057 nucleotides. RefSeq names its product EFR3 homolog A (S. cerevisiae) (gene efr3a). The record is from RefSeq and is a predicted model, not a curated record. NCBI's taxonomy places the organism in Eukaryota, Metazoa, Chordata, Actinopteri, Perciformes, Percidae. Gene Ontology annotation, cellular component: plasma membrane. Gene Ontology annotation, biological process: protein localization to plasma membrane.
CUCAGUAAAUCGGACAUGGAGAAGCUGACCUUCUACGCCGUGUCGGCUCCAGAGAAACUGGACCGGAUCGGAGCCUAUUUGGCCGAGAGGCUGAGCCGAGACGUGGUGCGACACCGCUACGGGAAUGUGGUGAUAGCCAUGGAGGCUCUGGACCAGCUGCUGAUGGCCUGUCACUCCCAGAGCAUCAAACCCUUCGUGGAGAGCUUCCUGCACAUGGUGGCCAAGCUGCUGGAGUCCAGGGAGCCGGACCUGCAGGUCCUGGGGACCAACUCGUUUGUGAAGUUUGCCAACAUUGAGGAGGACACCCCGUCUUACCACCGCCGCUAUGACUUCUUCGUGUCCCAGUUCAGCGCCAUGUGCCACUCUACUCAUGAAGAUACUGAGACCAGGACCAGGAUCCGUGUGGCCGGCAUCAAAGGGCUGCAGGGCGUGGUGAGGAAGACGGUGAAUGAUGAGCUGCAGGCCAUCAUCUGGGAGCCUCAGCACAUGGACAAACUGAUCCCGUCCAUGCUGUUCAACAUGCAGGACAGCGAAGACCUGGACAGGGCGGGGCACCCCAGCACACCUUCGGGGUCGGUGAGCCAGGACGGCGAGGAGAACCCGGCGGCGUUGGCCGAGAGCUGCUUCCGAGAGCUGCUGGGCCGGGCCGCCUACGGCAACAUGAACAACGCCGUCCGACCCGUGCUGGUUCACCUGGACAACCACCACCUGUGGGACCCCAACGAGUUUGCCGUUUCCUGCUUCAGAAUCAUCAUGUACUCCAUCCAGGCUCAGCACUCCCACCACGUCAUUCAGCAGGUUCUGAAUCACCUGGACACCCACAACAAGAACACGCCGCGGGCCCGAGCCGGCAUCGUCCAGGUCCUCCUGGAGACGGUGGCCAUCGCCGCCAAAGGCUCAGUGGGGCCCACAGUGCUGGAGGUGUUCAACACUCUGCUCAAACACCUGAGGAUGAGCGUGGACUUCGAGCUGGGCGAGAACUCGAGGAGGAACUCCGGCACCAGCGUCUCGUCCGGUCGCGUCAAAGAGAGCGAAGAGAGGAUCGUCCAGAACGCCAUCAUCCAGACCAUCGGCUUUUUCGGUGGAAACCGCCCCGAUACCAUCAGCAAAGUCAUGAUGUUCUCAGGGAAAAAGGGCCCGGGUGUCGGGACCUGCCACACCUUGGACAUUCAAAUCGGGCAUCAGGGUACCAAGCGGAUCCAGACCAUGCUGCUCAGCUCCCUCAUCAUGGUGACCUCUGGCUUUAAGUCCAAGUCCAUGGCCGCUGCGUUGCCUUCCCCCUUCCUGGACCCACUCUUCUCCAUCUCUCUGAUGGAGGACAGCGAGCUGAGGCAGCUGGUGUUCGAAAUCCUGCACAACAUCAUCGACCGCCAUGACAACCGCGCCAAGCUACGCGGCAUCAGAAUCAUCCCUAAUGUUGCAGCAUUGAAGAUUAAACGAGAGAAGAUUUCCAAGCAAGACGUUGCAUUCAUGAAGAAGCAUGGGCAGCAGCUCUACCGUCACAUCUACCUGGGCUGUAAAGAGGAGGAUAACAACCAUAAAAACUUUGAGCUGCUCUUCACCACGCUGGCCAUUCUGACCAUCGAGCUGGCCAACGAGGAGGUGGUCAUCGACCUCAUCCGGCUCUCCAUCGCUCUGCAGGACAUGGCUCUGGCUAACGAGGAGAACAUGCCGAUGUUUAUCCGCUGCGGCAUCAUGGCGUUGGUGGCAGCGUACCUCAACUUCCUGAGCCAGAUGAUCGCAAACCCUCCCUUCUGCCAGCACGUCAGCAAGGUCAUUGAGCUGAGGAGCUUGGACGCUCAGCAUCUCCUCCCAGAACACAUCUUCAGAGACAAGUGUCCAAUCCCUGAAUCUCUGGACAAGGAGGACCGGCUGCUGUACUUCCAGACAGCCGACAUAGCCGAGUGUCUGGCGGGACCGGGAUACAACGCCGAGAGACUCUCCGUCCCCUACGUCCCCCAGGUCACAGUGCUCUACACAGUAGGAAAAAUCCUCCACAGGUGCAAGCAGCGGUCCAGAGACCGUCUGACCAGGAGAAAGAGUUUUGUGGACACAAUCUCCCUUCAAGUGGACAUCGUGUCCAACUGCCUUCCAGACAAGUUCAGUAGUUACGGUUGCCUGUUGGCCCGGGGCAAUCCCACUAGCGGAGGGAUCACGUUCGAGACCCUGAAGAAAGCCAUCGAUACGACGGGUCUGGAGGAGCAGGAGAGGGAGAAGAGGCGUCAGGUGAUGGAGAAGUUCCAGAAAGCUCCAUUUGAGGAGAUUGCCGCCCACUGCGAGUCCAAGGCGAACAUGUUGCACGACCGGCUGGCUCAAAUCUUUGAACUCACAAUAAGGCCUCCACCCAGCCCGUCCGGAGUGGUUUCCAUCUCAUCGGGACACACUCAGCACCAGUCGGUCCCCGUCUACGAAAUGAAGUUUCCAGACCUGUGUGUCUACUGAUAGCACACACACACACACACACACAAUUAUAUAUAUACGCACACACCACACACACACACACACACCACACACACAAUAUAUAUAUAUACACACACACACACACAAAUCUUCACAAGGAAUGCAAAAUGCUGACAAAUAACUACACAAUCACAAGUUUCCUCUACUCAGACCAGCACAAGGCCGUCACGCAAAAUGCAGCAAAACAGGUUUUCAAAUUUUCAAUUUGAUAUAAAGCUAAAACUAAACUUAAUUUAUCUCUAAAUCCAACUCUGAACUCAGUUUGUCAUUUCCUUUGAGAGCCUAAAACGUCUUAAAACUUAAAACGGUACUUCUGAAUCCUUUAAAACCAUCUCGUUCUGCUCUUUUUAAAUACUCGGAUCCCUUAUUUCGCCUAAAGCAGACCUGUGUUGAACCCUCAGGCUCUACAUUAACUGAUUUGCUGUAUUUUGUUGCCGGAUUCUCAUCCCUGAGACUACGAGUCCUAUGAGUCAAGAUCAAAAGUAAAAAGAACAGCUUCCGCUUUUGAGAUUUCAGUGUUUAGAUGCUGAAUCGGAUGUUGCUUCCCAGCAUGCAUCUGAUGCAGAAUCAUCUCUGGUCCGGCCAAAGCUUCACACCUUGUACAGCACAUACACCGUAGUCCACAAUUACGCUCUCGCACAAACGGCUCAAACCAGUUUCUAUCUUAAAAACCUGAGUCUGCUUUUCGGUGUGAUGCUCUUUUACUCAGAGCCCCGCUUCUGCCUCUUCAGUACGUGUUCUCAUGUUGAUAAGUAGGCGUCACAAAUAGGUGAAAACGUACAAUAUAUAUCCGCUGUCGUAGGACGAUGACUUCACUGGGUGGUAGAAAGUAGAUCAGUUUUAGGCUCACCACUGUUCAGACUACUCAGUCUUUGCCAUUUAAAGGUAUACACGCAUCAGGACUACCUUCUGUUUCAUGUGGGGAGAUGCAACCAAAGCAAUAAACCGCUUGGCAGAGACUCUCGACAGAGACGAGCUGAAGGGGGUUUAGUGUCCAACGCUGUCCGGUUGGAACGGCUCGCGCUCGGUUGGUGGUUUUGGGUUUACUUUGGAUGUUCCUGAAAGGGUCAAAUACUCCGACUGAGACGUUGGAGAGCUUCAGCGUAGCCGCGCAGAGCCUUUUGCAAAUCAGAAAUCGGACCAAAGUAGCUUUUUUUAAAUUCCUUUUUUUCACCAUUGAGUACUGUUAUCUCCUGUUUGGUAAAUGGUUCAACUUGAGUUUGAAUAUGAUUGUUAAGUUAUAGUUGACGUGUUAGGCUUUGCUCACACUCGGCGUCUUUUUGGAAUCGGCCAGCAUCUAUUUAAAAAAAAAAAGUCCUGAGCGCUCUUUGAAAUGUCAAUGCCAUAGACUGUGUGUGUGUGUGUGUGGUGUGUGUGUGUGUGUGUGUGUGUGUACACACACAUACACACACAUACACACACAUACACAUACACACACAUACACAUAUAUACAGUCUAUGGUCACUGCUGAAUUCUUUUUUGCAGCCUGGAGCAUCGUUUUGAAGUUUUCUUUUGAAAAACGCCCAAUGUGCAGCACUUUUUUGAUAGCCAAUCAAUAACAAGCGGCGGAGCCAGACUUGCUGUUUCCAUAGCAACA